AUGGCGCAUAGGGCGCCGAGCGGGCGGGCCCCGGCUGCGGCUCCGGCUCCGUCCCGGCGGCUGGCGCGGAGGGUCCUCGUGCUCUUCACGCUGUCUCUCUCCUGCUCCUACCUCUGCUACAGCCUCCUCUGCUGCUGCGGCGGCCCCGCCGCGCCCCGCGCCCGCUGCCCGCCCGCCCGCGCCGCCGCCAAGAAACUUCUGCAGAAGUCGCGGCCGUGCGGCGGCCGCCCCCCCGCCGAGCCCCCGGGCAGCGCCGCGCCCGCCCGCCGCCCGCGGGACCCCCCGGGCAGCCCCCCGGCGCCGGCCCGUCCGGGCUCCAAGCGCUUGCCGCAGGCGAUCGUGGUGGGCGUUAAGAAGGGGGGGACCCGCGCCGUGCUGGAGUUCAUCCGGGUGCACCCCGACGUGCGCGCCCUGGGCACCGAGCCCCACUUCUUCGACAGGAACUACGACCGCGGCCUGGAAUGGUACAGGAGCCUGAUGCCUCGAACGCUCGACAGCCAGAUCACGGUGGAGAAGACCCCCAGCUACUUUGUCACCAAGGAAGCACCACGGCGCAUCUUCAACAUGUCCCGGGACACGAAGCUGAUCGUGGUGGUGAGGAACCCGGUCACCCGGGCCAUCUCGGACUACACACAGACUCUCUCUAAGAAGCCAGACAUCCCCACCUUUGAGGGGCUGUCCUUCCGCAACCGCAGCCUGGGGCUGGUGGACACCUCCUGGAAUGCCAUCCGCAUCGGGAUGUACGCUGUGCACCUGGAGACCUGGCUCCAGUACUUCCCCCUCUCCCAGAUCCACUUUGUCAGUGGGGAGAAGCUGAUCACGGACCCAGCCGGGGAGAUGGGCAAAGUCCAGGACUUCCUGGGCAUCAAACGGGUUAUUACAGACAAGCACUUCUACUUCAACAAGACAAAAGGAUUUCCUUGCCUGAAGAAGUCUGAGAGCAGCGGCUUGCCCCGCUGUCUGGGCAAGUCCAAAGGCAGGACUCACGUGCAGAUAGACCCUGAGGUGAUCGAGCAGCUUCGGGACUUUUACAGACCUUAUAAUAUCAAAUUCUAUGAAACAGUCGGGCAGGACUUCAGGUGGGAAUAAGCAUCCGGGAGCAGAGCUGUGGUGACGUGAGGCUGCACUCUUCCAUGAGGGAGGCCUAGAGGUGAUGGAGCCAGGAAACCCCCACCAGCUCAGAAUCUGUGAGCAGAGACAGAUGAGGGGCACCUGCUGCCCUCAGGAGGCCAGGAUGCUCCAGGGGGAGCCAAGACAGAGGAAGACACAGAGUCCUGCAGAGCUGCUGCAGGAGGAGCGCCCGGCAGGCACUGCCCGUCCCGGCAGGUCAGUGCUGCCCUGGCUUGCUCUGUGGGGUCCCAUUUGCUUUUACUGACGUGUCCCUGGUGAUGGCCCUGUCCUGCAGCCCAUGCUCUUCCAUGUCCUGAAGCAAACAGGUGCUCCCACAUACCCCUGCCUGCAGGCAGUGGCUGUGGGGCUGUCCCCGUGGGGCUGCAUCCUGCCGUGGUGCUGGGCCAGCAGAGCUUUGCCUUUUGUCACAGCACAGUGUGUAACCAUGAGGACACUGAGAUGUAUCUGCUUGAAAAAAGAAGUCUAUGGGAAAUGUUGUACUGGUAUUUUGUCCUGUGAAUAAAGCACAGAAUCCUGCUGUUACGGGUACUUUAGUGACACCGGUUUCCUUGUUCAGCAUGUGAUCCCUUUGUGUAAAUAA
This is a messenger RNA of Apus apus (common swift), 1711 nucleotides long. RefSeq names its product heparan sulfate-glucosamine 3-sulfotransferase 2 (gene HS3ST2). The record is from RefSeq and is a predicted model, not a curated record. Lineage: Eukaryota; Metazoa; Chordata; Aves; Apodiformes; Apodidae. Gene Ontology annotation, molecular function: [heparan sulfate]-glucosamine 3-sulfotransferase activity.